AUGGAGGCAGAUGCACCUGAGGACCAACUUCUUCUCUAUGCUAAAGAUGGCAGUUGUUCUCAUAUUCAGAGACUCCUUAAGUCAAGGAUCGACCAAAGCAUUUCUCUCGACAUCAACUGCAGAUCUAUUUCUAAAGCCAGUUCAGGAUGGACACCCCUCCAUCUGGCCUGUUACUUUGGACACAGAGAUGUUGUGGAGGAGUUACUCAAGGCAGGUGCUGAUGUGAAUUUACAGGAUAACAUGGGUGACACACCUCUACACAAAGCAGCUGACACUGGAAGAAAGGAGAUUGUUCUGUUGCUGCUGCGGUAUGAUGCCUGUGCCAACAUAAUCAAUGGAACAGCUCAAAUCCCCAAAGAUGUCACAGAGGAUGAUGAAAUCAUUACAAUGCUGGAGGCUGCAGAGAGGAGGGAGACAAGGCGGCGAGAGGAGAAGCUUCUGGAAGCUGCCAGAGAGGGGGAUAUCUCAACUCUAUCUAAACUGCUCAAUGGGAAGGAAGUGCCAAAUAUUCACUGCAGGGAUGCGGUGGGUAAUACACCCUUACACUGUGCAGCCUACAGAGGGCAGAAGCAGUGCAUCAUAAAGCUGCUCAAGUCUGGAGCCAACCCUAGUAUCAAGAACAACAAUGACCAGACAGCACUGGACCUGGUCCGUAGUGAUGAACUGAAACACACUGUAGCAGCCUAUCAAGACAAGGAUGUGAACAGUGGGGUGCAGAAGAUUGAAGGCCCUCUUUGGAAGAGUUCAAGGUUUCUUGGAUGGCGAUCCCACUGGGUGGUAAUUGAGGAUGGAACUCUCUCCUGGUAUCCCAGACAGGCUGACGCACGGGCUGGUGUCAGGAAACAGGGCUGUAAGUCUCUAACACAAGCCUAUUGCAUGGUCAAACCAUGGGAUCAUUGCUUCUUCAUGCUCAGGUGCUUUGAUGACACUGUGCUUUAUUUUAAGGUCUCCUCAAAGACAAAUUCAGUGGCAACAAGAAAAAAAUGGUUGGAUGCGUUUGAGGCACAUUCAUCCUAUAGUACCCAUCACUGCACCGAAGAACAGGUUGUCGAUGAUGAUGGUGAUGGUGGUGUGGGAGUGGGAAACCUGACACAAGCAGUUCAGGCAGCCAGUACUUGCCAGCAGAAAUUGGAGAGUGAAGUGUCAAUAUUUCUAUCCAUGGUGAAGAAUGAGGAGAAUUCUGCAUUGGCUGCUCCUCUUCUGCUAAAAGCCAAAGAGACCAGUGAGCUUUCCAGUGAAACUUGUGCCGCCCUCCAUCUGUGCCUUGAACUAUUGUCAAAACAAGAAGAGGUGUGGAGCCUGAAGUUAGAGCAGGAGGUGGAGAAGAACAAAGCUCUGACAGAGGCCCUGCAGAGUUUGGCAACUGAACACGACGAACUCAAGCAGUCGCUGAGCAAGAGCAGGAGGUUGUCUACCCUCAGUACUCUCACCGAAGAUGACUUCUAUGACGCUGAAUCAGAGUCGGAGUCGGAGCUCUCUGUGAGCGGCUUCCUGUCUGUGGCCAGUCACUCCUGUGAAGAGGACGAGGGGAGAGACACCCCCCUUCGCAGCAGCCUCCGCCAUUCCAACGCACACAGGGGGCCUACCGGAAUGUCAGGGGAGGGUAACCAUGGCAACCAACCAGCCCAGUACAAUGGAGUCAAGAAGCACAGAACAUCUCUACCGUCUCCCAUGUUCUCCAGGAAUGACGUCAGCAUCUGGAGUAUCCUGAAAAAAUGCAUUGGCAUGGAGUUGUCAAAGAUUGCCAUGCCUGUGAUAUUUAAUGAGCCUCUGAGCUUCCUCCAGCGGCUAACGGAAUACAUGGAGCACACCUACCUCAUCCACCAGGCCAAUGCCACAACAGACUCUGUCGAGAGGAUGAAGUGUGUUGCAGCAUUUGCUGUGUCAGCUGUAGCAUCACAGUGGGAGAGGACUGGGAAGCCUUUCAACCCACUACUGGGGGAGACCUUUGAGCUCGUCAGAGACGAUUUGGGCUUUAGGUGGGUGUCAGAGCAAGUAAGCCAUCACCCUCCAGUCAGUGCCUUUCAUGCUGAAGGCCUCAAGGAGGAUUUUGUCUUCCAUGGCUCCAUUUACCCCAAACUCAAGUUUUGGGGAAAGAGCAUAGAAGCAGAGCCCAAGGGAAUCAUCACUCUGGAGCUCCCCAAAUAUAAUGAAGCCUACACCUGGACAAACCCCUCCUGCUGUGUCCACAAUAUCAUUGUUGGUCAGCUUUGGAUUGAGCAGUACGGCAAUGUGGAAGUGAUCAAUCACAAGACCGGAGAGAGAUGCAGCAUGACGUUCAAGCCCUGUGGCCUCUUUGGGAAAGAGCUCCAUAAAGUGGAGGGAUACAUCCUAGAUAAAAGUAAAAAGAAGCUCUGUGCAAUAUACGGGAAAUGGACUGAAUGCCUGUACACAGUAGACCCUACCACCUUUGAUGCCCACAAAAAGUCUGACAAAAAGAAUUCAGAUGAAAGGAGGGGCAGUAAACAGAGCAGUGUGGAUGAGGAGCCAGAAGAGAUGCCUCCACCUGAUGCUGAAACAGUCCAGGUCAUCCCAGGCAGUGAGCUCAUCUGGAGGAUCACACCUCGACCAGACAACUCAGCCAAGUUCUAUGCAUUCUCCACAUUCGCAAUGCAGCUAAAUGAGCUGGAGAAAAGCAUGGAGGGAGUCAUGCCUCCUACAGACAGUCGCCUCAGACCUGACAUACGCGCAAUGGAGAAUGGAGAUAUAGAUUUGGCAAGUGCCGAGAAGAAGAGACUCGAGGAAAAACAGAGGAUGGCCCGGAAAAACCGCAGCAAAUCAACAGAGGAAUGGAAAACAAGGUGGUUUCAGCAAGGACCCAACCCUCACAACAAAGCUCAGGACUGGCUCUACUUGAAAGGCUACUGGGACAGGAACUACACUCAUCUGCCUGAUAUCUACUAACAAGUAGAGACACACAGAUACCAUACACAUGGUUAUCUACUUUUACUACCUUUGGACUUGGGUUUUGUGGUGGGGCUCCUAGUAUAAGCAUCAGUGUAAUUGAGGUGGUCUAGAACAGCAGGUAGGGAAUAGGGUUCAAUUUAAGAAAUUAUGCUUGAAAUAUGUCUUUUAAAAAGCAGUAAAACACUGAACGAACCAAGAGGCAUAUAUUCUUCAAUAGAUCUGUGUGAACAAUAAAGCACAAAAACUCUCUUUUGCUCAUUUAUUGUGGUUCUCGACCACUUAAGUAUGGUAUAGGCAUGUACUGGAAAAACUAGAAUGUAUUUUAGAAGUGUUUCAUGUUAGAUAAAUGGAGUGUUUGAACAGCAACCUCAGUCUUACUGUUUGUAGUUUGUCUAUAGUUCCUACUGUUUAUGAAAACAUUUUACUCAUCAGCUCAGAGACAUAGGGGGCAACAACACAACAGACAGCUACAAUGAAGAGCAUAGAUUAGAUGUUUUAAUCCUGACACUGGUUCUACUUGUGCAUGCAUACUAUAAUGCAGUGCAAUCUAUUAAAAUAGACCACUGUGGUGCAUUUGCUUUUGGUUUUCACUCCCCAGUGCAAUGAGUGGGACAGAUAAUUAAUGUUUAACUGGAUGUUUGAAAUUUGCCUCAUUGCUUGUUUUCAGUGUCCACUGCAAUCGAUUGUAAACCUGUCCAAACCUGUGUUUCCCUGUAACAGUGAUUAUGAGUAAAAUGUUACCAUAUCUGACAAGAAUGAAGACGAGUACUACAGUAGCAAGACUUUUCCCAUAAAAUAAAUUUUCUGUAGCCCUAUACUAUGUCCUGUAAGAUGUGUAUAGAGACUAACAGUGAUGCACAUAAGUCUACCUGAUUCUGUGGAGACAGUAGCACUUUUUUUUUUUCUAACUGUACUAAAGCAGGGACACUGGCUCUGCACUGAUAGAUAUGUGUGUGCGUGUGUGUAAAGGUCUUGCCAUAGUUAAGUAUAAUUAGCUAUAUUCUUCGUGCUAUGUGCAUUGAUCUAGGUGAAAUCUAACUAAAAAUAAAUGCAUGUGCAUCACUAUAACUAUGCAAGCCUUACCUCCUUCACAAUCAAGCACUGAAUAUUCAUUCUCUCAUGUUGUGGAUAGCUGCUAGAAGUUGUAGUUUUUUUCUUUUAUCACUCUUUGGGUAUCAAUUAAAAUAAUUUCUAUUGUUGCUAAAUAAAAGCAUAA
This is a messenger RNA of Seriola dumerili (greater amberjack), 4123 nucleotides long. Its product is annotated as oxysterol-binding protein-related protein 1-like. Gene Ontology annotation, cellular component: cytosol; membrane; intracellular membrane-bounded organelle. The record is from RefSeq and is a predicted model, not a curated record. NCBI's taxonomy places the organism in Eukaryota, Metazoa, Chordata, Actinopteri, Carangiformes, Carangidae. Gene Ontology annotation, molecular function: protein binding; cholesterol binding. The transcript has 27 exons. Bases 1 to 2904 code for a protein of 967 amino acids.